UGGAAGCAAAUGCUCAGCACCGUGCUUCAGCAGAUGAAAUGAAGCAGUGUUCAAAAUUGUAAAGCUGUGGAUGGUCUCUUCAGCUCAGGCAACCAAAGACAAAACGUGACGGGGAGAGUCCGUGCCUGGGGAGAUGGGGGUGGUUGGAUUCUUACAGUUUUUCCCUAUGUAGCCCAGGACUUAUCAUUUUCACUGGAUAUACAGUAACUUCUUUCAGCCACCUCAGCCAUGCUUCCUUUACUUGUAAUAAUUCUUCCAGUUCUGCUUCCUUUAAGAGCGCAGCAGCUGUUACAAGGAUCCUGCACUUUUGAGGGCAGCACUUGUGGCUACUCCUCCGACCCUGCACACUUGAAGUGGUCUCUCAAUACAGAAGGACACUACAUUACUGCGGAUUCCACCAAGGAGGUCACAGAAAAACGAGCUGUUCUUAUUAGUCCCAUCUUGGAAUUUUUGGAUUGGAGUUGUGUCAGAAUUGUGUACCAGAUUUCUGGUUCAGGCUCUUUACAAAUGUAUAUUAGGCCUGAAGGAGAAAGUUUUGACUAUCGGCUGUGGUCUUCACAAGGCACUUCAGACAGCUGGCUUAUUGCAACUGUGGAUAUCAAGAACACAUUAAAUCGAUACAAGAUCAUCUUCGAGGGAACGCCUGGAGAAGAUUUAAGCCACAGUGUUGCAAUAUUUGAAAUUCGCUUUGUGCAAGGAUACUGUAUCGAAUGUAACUUUGAAGAACACCACAUAUGUGGCUAUACCAACUUCCGGAAUCCAAAUGUCAACUGGUAUGUUGGUGGAUACAUUUCACGUGACCCCUUGUCAAGUCUUCUUGAUGACCACACUAUGAGCAAUCAGAGAGGUCAUUAUAUGUAUGUGGAUUCUAUUUAUGUCAAGAAUUUCCAAGAAGUCGCCCAACUUGCUUCUCCAAUGACAAUGUUCCCUAUAGCAGGAUGCUUGUCUUUCUUUUAUCACCGGAACCAAGGCAAAGGCAAUAUAUUCUCAGUGUUUACAAGAGAUGUUUUUGGUCAUUAUGAGGAAAUCUGGAGACCAGAAAAACAGGAAACAUCCCCCUGGAAUCGAGUCAAAGUUGACAUAAAGACACAUCACCCUUUGCAGGUUGUUUUUGAAGUUGCCUUCAGCAGUGCCAAGGGUGGCUCUGUUGCUGUUGAUGACAUCUCCUUCUCGCCAGAUUUCUGCAACACUGACACAGAACCAUUUUUUGAUCCUUCUGUUGGAAACUGUGACUUUGAAGAAGAUUUCUGUCGUUAUUACCAGGAGUCCUCAGAGGGAUCAAUGUGGAGGAGGGUUUCUAUAAAACCUAAUAUUUAUAGAAUAGGUGAUCACACUAAAGGCUCAGGUUCAUUUUUGUUGGCUAACACCAGGUAUUCCUCAAGACCUGGCUAUGUGGCACGUUUGUAUGGUCCUUUCCUACAAGAAAAUGUGAAGUAUUGCUUAAAAUUUUUCUACGCUUUGUAUGGGUUUAUUAAAACAGAAAACACCCUCAUAGUUUAUAUCUAUGAUGAAAACAGUGUGGCGCUGGAGAAAGUCUGGAACGUGCCUGAAAGUUCGAGGGGCAGCUGGAUUCAGGUUGAAAUCAGUUUUCACAAGCCCAUGCCUACAAAGGUCGUUUUUGUGAGCAUUUGCAGAAACUUCUGGGACUGUGGAUUAGUAGCCUUAGACGAUAUCACUGUGACCCAUGGAGACUGCCAUAUUACAGCUGGUAUUCAUCAUUCCCCUGCUGGAGAAUGUAACUUUGACAAAAAUGAGUGUGAAUAUAUACAGGAUGAGAAAGACAAAGGACAGUGGAUUCGAAAAAGGGGCCAGACCCCAACAUCUUAUACUGGGCCUAAAGGUGAUCACACAACAGGGGUGGGUUACUAUAUGUACAUUGAAGCUUCACACAUGUUUCCUGGACAUAAUACCCGUUUGCUGUCCUCAAAUCUUCGUGGAUUUCUGCACCAGCAGUGCUUGACCUUUUUCUACAGCAUGUAUGGGUCUGGGACUGGCAUGUUAAGUGUGUAUUUAAAAAAGAACGGAGACAAAAGAGAAAUUUUGCUUUGGAGGCGGAGAGGAGAACAAAGUAUCUCUUGGCUUAAAGGCUCUGUAGAAUAUGCAUGUGAGCAAAACCACCAGAUUGUCUUUGAAGCAAUUCGGGGCAUUUCCAUCAGAAGUGAUAUUGCAAUUGAUGAUAUUGUAAUGAAGAAGGGACCCUGCAAAGAUCUGGAGGAAAGAUCAUUUGACCACUCAGGGUUCUCUGAAAACUUCAAUGUCAUUGAUUACUAAAAAGGAUUGUAACGGAGAGUGAAGAUAAAAGAAGAACAGCUAACAUAGAAAAAAGACGAGGAGACUGAAGAACACACAAUCUCAAAAACAUUAUAUUUGAAGAGUCACCCUUUUUCAGUGAAUGGAUGAAAGCAGAUGUCCAGCACUGGAUUUAAAGGAAACAUACAGCAUCAAAAAGAAAACCAAAUCAAUACGGUACAAUGAAAUAAUCCAGUACAAUUAUGCACCUUAGUGCCAUCGGUUUUUUGUAUGAGUAUUAAAUGAACAGACCUGUUAGACUUACAGCACAUGUGAUGUUUUAAAGACCAAAAAGCCAGUCUGUAGCUACAAAUGUGUGUCUGUAGGCUUGAGAAAUAUAUGCACUGAUUCCUAGAGUUUUCAAUACCAUAAUUGUUUAGUUUGGCUUCUAUUGUGAAUAAUAUUCACUGUCAGUAAUUUACAUGAGUGUCUUGUUUAUGAAGUUGGAAAGCAGGUGCAUUAAGUAAUAUAAUGAAAAGAUUAAAAAGCACAUAUGCAUAAAUACAUAUAUUUUAAACAGCAUUUUCUCUCAUGUAAAACUUUUGACAUUUACUGUAUAUUGAUUGUAUCCCAAUACCAAUAACUUAAAGAAUGAACACUAUUUUCUUUGCAUGAAGCGGGCUUCAUGUGGAUGCAGUAUAAUUAUUUUCUUAAAAAGGAAAUUUGUAGCUUUUCCAUACGUUGGUCAUUAUAUUGACAUGAAAAUAAUGCACACCAAAAUGCAUUUCACAAUUCAAUGUGUUAAAAAAACAGCACUGGAGAGGUAUGUACAGGCUGAAACUAGAAUUGAUGGCCUGAUCCUUCACAGUAUCAUUUCUAAAAAAAAAUACAGUUCCUGAUUUAUCAUUUGUCAAAUGAAAUAUUUCAUUUUUACUGUAUAUGCACUGGAAAUUCACUGUAGUGACAUUUUCUACAGAUACACCCUUGCAUUUCUUUAAUAUUCUCAAGUCAGUAAUGUACAUGGUACUGGCUGGGGCAAAACCUGAGAGUUAUUUUAAUGUAUGUUUUAAUUUACAAUAAGCUCCUUACUGAGAUACAUAGGUUUCCUACACUUAAACAAAAAAUAAGUUUUGAGAUUAUUCAGAAAAACACAGAGAUGAUUAACAGCAUGCAUAUUUCAAUGUGUUACUCUUAAUCAAAUCCAUGUUACCUGAAGUGUUUUCCAGAUCAGUUUAUUUGGUUCAUAAGCAGUCUCCUUGUGGGCUUGUUGCUGAGUCAAUACCGUUUGUAUAGUCAUGUGCGCGUGUUUUUUUUUUCUUUGUUUUGUUAUUUUUUUGGUUUAGGAUUGACGAGCCUCACUAGGCAAUAAUAAUUUUUACACCAUCAUCUGAGCCUCUUAGUGUUUACUUGCUGCAGAAUUUAAACAGUCUGUUCAGUGUCCUCUAACAGUGCCCUUCUUAGGUCUCAGGUUUUGUCUUGUUGUUUAUUUUUCUGGUGUUUCAACAUGUUUGUGUCAGCCCUUGAGUUUUGAGUUUCACUUGCCCUUUAGUGUGUGUAAUGCUAAGCUCAUACUGUCACAUUGCGUGACUUGACUAAAUUCUUGCCUGGUCAUUCGUGUUCUUCUUCACUCCCAAUCAGCUUACUGGUCUUAGAAAUUGCGUUCUCAUUGACUAUGCUAAACACCCUUCUCAACACUCCGGACAUUCCUUCUGCCAGGUGAAAACCCACCUCUGUGGCUGACGUUAAACAUCACUGGCACAGAGAGAUGCAUGCAAUAAAAGGAUUAAUUUGAGUGAUAUGGGCAGCAAUGAAAAUGGGAGCCUCUACAUGUAAUUUCCACAGAAAAGAUGCUGCCAAGCAAAAUGGUAGGAUGGACACAGUCAAUAGGAUUCUGUGCUGGUCAUCUCAUUUCCUGAAAAUUCAAUUUACUGAACAGUGAUAAAUGCUAAACAAGAGGAGUCUCAGAAUGAAUCUUGACAAAAAUUCCGGCACCACAGGUGUUUGGUUCUAUCCGUGACAUGUAGCAACAUUACAAUGACCUUUUGAUUUUUUUUUCCGCUCGCCUUUAUUUUUGCUCAGUCUAUUUGCUACAUAUGUUACCUGAUCCACAAAUUAUGAACUAUAUUUUCCAUGCUGGCAAAAGGCCUCAUUCUUUGCAAAUGGCAGUCUGCUUAAGAGGUAAAUAAUGAAAUAUGCUCAGUACAAUGUGGUGUGAAGUGGUAUGAUAUCCAAACUUCUAUUUUAUAACUAGUUUAAUCAAAUAGAACAGCAUAUAAAUCUGAAAGAGAGAAAGUAAAGGAUAUACCUUGAAAAAAUAAAGUUGGAGAUGCUUAAACCUCCUAAGGUGUGCAGAGCUGAGCUGUACCCCCAUAAUGCAUGAUUUUAAAGUAGCAUCUUUUGCCAAAAAUGGAUUCUGGUUUAUCAAAGUAUUUACACACUCUUACUGGGGAUAUUUAGAAACAUGAAUGUUUGACAACAGGAUGUAUACAGAAGACAAAGAAAACAUAUCUUGAUAAAUAUCAUUUUAACUUUUCACUAAAGCAGAAAAUAGUAAAUACCAUAUGCUUGUGGUGCUAAUACACCAUUGCUGUUCAACAUUGAUUAAUUGACAUUAAUUAAUAUUAAUUCACUUACUGUGUAAGGAGGUGAAGUUCAUGGACUUACCCAUUUAAAAAACUAGGGGGCUUUGCCACCUGCUCGCUUUGCUCGCCAACCACCGUGCGGGCGCUACACGCUAGCCACUUUGUGGUUCAGCCUCUCACGUAUGGGGAUGUUGAUGUACAAUUUAAACAUUGUAUUGUUAUUUUCAUGGGAAUUGUUACAUAUGCAUAAUAGAACUAACUAUUUUACAUUUCAGCUAGUAAUUAACCAUAUUAAAAAAUAGUAAAACGUAAUAAUUUGAAAGUAAAUGAUGUUUCAUAUUGCGUUAGAUUUAUUCAUUGCGUUAUAUGAUUUUGUUUGGUUUGGAUUUGAUUCUGUGUUUGGACUUAUAUCAUGACAACACAACGUAUAGCUGCCCAUGAGUGAAUUUCGUUUCUUUCUC
Molecule: messenger RNA, 5272 nt
Organism: Polypterus senegalus (gray bichir)
Lineage: Eukaryota; Metazoa; Chordata; Cladistia; Polypteriformes; Polypteridae
Gene: mamdc2a
Product: MAM domain containing 2a
Exons: 14
Coding region: 229-2271 (680 amino acids)
Cellular component (GO): membrane
Source: RefSeq, a predicted model, not a curated record